This is a messenger RNA of Anthonomus grandis grandis, 853 nucleotides long. RefSeq lists its product as uncharacterized. The coding region runs from base 87 to 836 and encodes 249 amino acids. The record is from RefSeq and is a predicted model, not a curated record. NCBI's taxonomy places the organism in Eukaryota, Metazoa, Arthropoda, Insecta, Coleoptera, Curculionidae. The transcript has 4 exons.
AAAUUCACUCAGUGUCACCAAUUGGUUGUCAACCAAAUGUCGCAGCAAAGUUUUUUUUAAUAACAUGUUUACAAGCUUUUAAUCUUAUGUAUUUACACUUUUCUGUUACAGUGUUUGUUUCGUUGGCAUUUUAUUUUUGUUUUGCAACGUGCGAAAUUGACGAGAACCACCAAGAAAUCAACAAAAUGCUCUUAAGAAACAGCAGAACGUGCAAACAUCGGCCCUAUUCUCCGUUUGAACCAUUUUACCGUCACAGCAUUUUCGAAAAUACUUUUUAUCUAAUUUUUAUUGUAGUUUUGGGGAUCAUUUUUGGAUUAAUGUUUUUAGGUUGUUUGAAAGGCCUAAUGGGCACUUUUGGUUCCAAAAAAAUAGGAGAAUAUGGUAUGGAUGCGUUAAUUGAUCUUCCAAAACCUCUAGAUCGAUAUAGAGAAACUAACUUAAAGGGUCGAGAAGUAUGUUAUGACGUGGUGGGUUGGCCAGUACAUCCAGAUACUGGAGAAAGGACUGUUAGGAUGCUGCCUUUAAAAGUAGAAUUUUGCUUGAAUAUAAUCUUUUUCCUCGCCUAUCCUUUGGCCAUAAUCUUGAAAAUCUGUUCGGUUUGUUGCUGUAUAAGAGACUUUAAAGGGGAAGAAGAUAAGUGUUUUAAGGAAAUACAUGUAAUAAAAUGCAAAAGUAAAAAGUCCUCUGGUCCAGAAAUAGAUAUGUAUAAGGAGAAUGAUUUGAGGGAAGCAAGAGAUACCAGCUAUGUUAUUAACGCCCUCAGAGAUAGUCAAAAGUCCCUAGAGCAACUCAAUAAAAAUAAUAUUAAGGAAUGUAGAUGCAAACCGCCGAAAUAAAAUUUAACCAUAGGCUA